Molecule: messenger RNA, 1369 nt
Organism: Puntigrus tetrazona (Sumatra barb)
Lineage: Eukaryota; Metazoa; Chordata; Actinopteri; Cypriniformes; Cyprinidae
Gene: elp5
Product: elongator acetyltransferase complex subunit 5
Exons: 8
Coding region: 219-1109 (296 amino acids)
Biological process (GO): tRNA wobble uridine modification
Cellular component (GO): cytosol; elongator holoenzyme complex; nucleus
Molecular function (GO): tRNA binding
Source: RefSeq, a predicted model, not a curated record
CAUUGAGUAUUAUUCACUGUAACGUAAAUCAAACUCGUGUUGAUUCGUCAGCUCUUGUGUAUAAGCGGACUGGCAUUUUGGAUCCGUCAUACACGUUUGCCAUGUUUACUCAGUAACCCGAGGAUGUCGUAGUACGGCGUGCUGUCAAGCACGUUAAAUUCGUUCAGCAGUGCGCUGUUUAGCCGUUAACUGUUAGUCGUUAGCUUUAGCAUUGAGUCAUGCUGCUAGAUGUGCUACAGGGAGCGGAGGCUGGAGGAUUCACACUCAUUCAAGAUACGGUCAAGUGCACCGGAAGGGGACUCCUCAGGUGUUUUAUUAACGCGGCCCUGAAGAGAGGCGAGGACGUACACGUGCUGGGAUUUGAGCGCCCAGAAACAGAAGUGUGUGCUGGGCUGGACAGGAGCUGUGUGAACAAGCUUCAUUUUCAUAAGGGUUUCCCCGAUCCUCUCGGCUGGACGCGCAGAUCGUCUUUCGCCGACACGCAGUUCACUUCUCAAGACAUAACUCGGCUCAUCGAAGACACGCGGCGAGCCAAAGCCUCGGUGCUCGUCGUUGACUCCUUCUCGUUUGUUUUGAGACACCGUGACCCCCUCGUCUUCUGUCAGACGCUUCAGGAGCUCAGGAAAGGAGGAGAUGUUAAAAGCAUCAUCGGCCUCCUGCAUUCAGACUUGCACCAGCAAGGCAUCGUGGGUACUGUGUGCUACUUAGCCACUACUGUUAUCUCGGUGGCACCUGCUCACAAUGAACACCAGUCUGUGGCAAAGACCACAAGACGCACAAAGUCAGGGAAAGUCAUGCAAGAGGAAGAGUAUUUCAGCGUGUCCGAGGACGCGAGUCUUUCAGUACGGGCCAAACCCCGUCAGCCUGGACAUGCACAGAAAGAGCCAGAUGUGUCUGAGGCUGAUCCAACAUCAAACCUGACUUUCAAUCUACGUCUGUCUGAGGAGGAGAAAAAAGCCAAAGAGAAAGUGGCGCUGCCGUUUGUAUUCAGUCAAGAAAAAAAAUCCUCUCUUCUGAAGCCGUUUCCUGGCUCAGGAAGGAUCAUGUACGAGCCUGAUGCCAACGACGACUUUGACGAGGAGGAUCCAGAUGAUGAUCUUGAUGUGUGAAUAAAGACAGCCCACAUAAUGACCUAAAUCUGUGAACGUCAGAUCCAUCUUUAUAAAUGUAUUUAUUAUUCCUUACUUUAUUAUGACUCAUUCGGUCUGUGGCUGUCUGUUGUCUGUCAGCUCUUACGAGGCCAGGUUUGAAACGGAUACGAAUCGAUGAACCACUGUUCUUAGCAAUGCUGCGUACUUUUUGUAUUGGUGGAAAAAUUGUAGAAUAAAAAAAAAAAGCACUCAAAUAUUUUGGGUCUUUAUUAAGAUCA